AUGGCCCGCACUAAGCAGACUGCACGCAAGUCUACAGGAGGGAAGGCUCCUCGCAAGCAGCUCGCCACCAAGGCUGCCAGGAAGUCAGCUCCCGCUACUGGUGGCGUGAAGAAGCCUCACAGAUAUCGUCCGGGUACAGUGGCUCUUCGUGAGAUUCGCAAGUACCAAAAGUCUACUGAGCUGCUCAUUCGCAAGCUCCCAUUCCAGCGUCUCGUGCGUGAAAUUGCCCAGGAUUUCAAGACGGACCUGCGGUUUCAGAGCUCUGCGGUUAUGGCUCUCCAGGAGGCUGCUGAGGCUUACCUGGUCGGUCUCUUUCAUAUCCUUCGUCUCCAGCUCGCGGUACUACCUCCACUGUACUUCAACGUUCAUUUGACGCUCUUCAGAAUGGCUCGUACUAAGCAAACUGCUCGUAAGUCAACAGGAGGCAAGGCUCCUCGCAAGCAGCUCGCCACCAAGGCCGCCAGGAAGUCAGCUCCCGCUACCGGCGGCGUGAAGAAACCUCACCGCUACCGUCCCGGAACCGUGGCGCUUCGUGAGAUCCGCAAGUACCAGAAGUCGACGGAGCUUUUGAUUCGCAAGCUCCCCUUCCAGCGGCUAGUGCGUGAAAUUGCUCAGGACUUCAAGACAGACCUGAGGUUUCAGAGUUCCGCUGUGAUGGCUCUGCAGGAGGCUGCAGAGGCUUACUUGGUCGGUCUUAGAUCGGCGCUCGUCCUGCGAGCUCACACGAUGAGCCUCACUCGCCAGUCAAUUGGCCUUUACCGUCGGCUCCUACGCACUGCGAGGAGCUGGCACGGCUCUGCAGAAGAGCGGACGUAUAUCAAGGAGGAGAGUCGGCGAGCGUUUGAGAGCAACAGAGACGUCCAGGAUAAGGAGCGCAUCCGGGAACUGUUGGAGGAGGGCGAGGCUCGUCGGCAGAUGGCGGUGCAUUAUGGCAUCCCGUAUCCACGCUUGCACAACAUGCCAACUGGCGCUGUCAGCUCCAAGAAGGCGCAGUUUGUGGUCCCCACAUCCAUGUCAGCAGUGUACCAGGGUGAGAAGGACACGGACUACACCCCCCAAGCCUCCGCGUCUCGCUGA
Closterium sp. Naga37s-1 is the source of this 1077-nucleotide messenger RNA. Lineage: Eukaryota; Viridiplantae; Streptophyta; Zygnematophyceae; Desmidiales; Closteriaceae. The record is from the annotation of a GenBank genome assembly.